Molecule: messenger RNA, 1785 nt
Organism: Saccostrea cuccullata (small rock oyster)
Lineage: Eukaryota; Metazoa; Mollusca; Bivalvia; Ostreida; Ostreidae
Product: importin subunit alpha-1-like
Exons: 11
Coding region: 141-1700 (519 amino acids)
Biological process (GO): NLS-bearing protein import into nucleus
Cellular component (GO): nucleus; cytoplasm
Molecular function (GO): nuclear import signal receptor activity; protein binding
Source: RefSeq, a predicted model, not a curated record
CACGUAACAAUCACCGUAAUUUCGAAGAAUUAUUUUUUGACAAGCUUUCGAAGAGAGAAGUUAUAAGGCAACAUUCACCACUAAAAGUUUUUCGACACAUUUUACAGUUUUACAUCGUUUGUUUACUUCAAAAGAAAAAAAUGCCAGCCAGCGAAAACCGAAUAAAAACUUACAAAAACAAAGGCAGGGAUGCUGAUGAAAUGAGGAGACGACGAACAGAUGUUUCGGUGGAGCUUAGAAAACAAAAGAAAGACGAUCAACUGCUAAAAAGAAGAAACGUAGCUAUCGAGGACGAAGAUGAAGCUACUAGUCCUUUAAAGGAUAACUCCAAUAAGGGCCCAGGCCUGACACUGGUAGAGAUAAUAGCGGGGAUAAAUAGCAAUUCCCCUCAAACUCAGAUGCAAUGUACGCAGGCAGCCCGAAAACUUCUCUCCAAAGAACGGAACCCACCCAUUGAUGACAUCAUUCAGGCGGGAGUUAUACCCAAGAUGGUGCAAUUUCUGGGUCAUAAUGAUAGACCAGAACUCCAGUUUGAGGCCGCCUGGGCCCUGACAAACAUUGCCUCGGGGACCAGUGACCAGACAAAGUGUGUGGUGAAGGCUGGGGCAGUACCAAACUUUGUCAAACUUCUCUCCUCACCCCACCACAACGUGUGUGAACAGGCUGUCUGGGCUCUGGGAAACAUUGCCGGUGACGGUCCUGACCUGAGAGACUUUGUUACAGAAUCUGGAAUUGUUGAGCCAUUGUUAAGACUGAUAGAAACAGACACACCUGCCGGAUUUUUGAGAAAUAUCACAUGGACCUUGUCAAAUCUGUGCCGAAACAAAAACCCACCUCCCAAGUUCAAGGUGGUCCGCCAGUUUCUGCCGACCUUGGCGAGGUUACUUCAUCACAGUGACAGAGAGGUCCUGACGGACACCUGCUGGGCACUGUCUUAUCUAACGGACGGAACCAACGACAAAAUACAGGAAGUUAUAGACAGUAAUGUUGUUACAAGACUGGUAGAACUUUUAAACAGCAAUGAGGUAUCUGUGAUAACGCCAGCCCUGAGGGCCAUAGGAAACAUCGUCACCGGUGACGACACCCAGACACAGUGCAUUCUGGACCACGGUGCCCUCCCAGCAUUCCACAACCUUCUAAAACACCACAAAAUCAACAUCCAAAAAGAGGCAGCCUGGACUAUCUCUAACAUCACAGCGGGAAACACACAGCAGAUUCAGCAAGUCAUCGACCACCAACUGUUGCCCCCACUCCUCGAAAUACUCAGCAAGGGAGAUUAUAAGAGCCAGAAGGAGGCUGUAUGGGCGGUAACAAACCUGACGUCGGGUGGGACAGUAGAACAGAUAGCCUACCUAGUACAGCUGGGAGCCAUCAAACCUCUGUGUGACCUCCUCACAGUCAAGGAGGCCAAGGUCAUACUGGUCAUUCUGGACGCCCUCUCAAACAUACUGAUGGCUGCUGAGAAGUUGAACCAGCAGGAUGUAGUUUGUGUGAUGGUGGAGGAAUCAGGAGGCCUAGAUAAGAUAGAGAACCUUCAGAACCACGAGAACGAGCAUGUAUACAAGGCAGCCCUGGAACUCAUCGAGAAGUGGUUCUCUGGAGAGGAAGAAGAUGAGAAUUUGGCCCCAACAACCUCAGAAGGCGGUGCUUACCAGUUCAAUGCUGCAGCUACCAUUCCUCAACAAGGCUUCUCUUUCUAAGCUGAAUAUGUGAUGUUUUAUUGUGAUAUAUCAUACUCAAAAUGAGACUAAAGGAAUAAGGGAAUCCCCCCCCUCCAAAUAAUAA